Lathyrus sativus (Indian pea) is the source of this 1437-nucleotide messenger RNA. The record is from the annotation of a GenBank genome assembly. Lineage: Eukaryota; Viridiplantae; Streptophyta; Magnoliopsida; Fabales; Fabaceae.
AUGGCUUCCAACAACAUUAAAAUUCACCAACAUUUCAAAGUUGUUCCAACAUCAUCAACUCAAAUAACAACAACAAUAAAGCCUCUCACUUACUUUGAUUUAUUUUGGCUAAGGUUUCAUCCAGUAGAGCGUGUCUUCUUUUACACCCUCCCAGUUUCACAAUCACACCCCUCUUUCUUCUUCCAAAAACUUGUUCCAAAGUUCAAAUCUUCACUAUCUUUAACCCUCCAACACUUUCUCCCUUUAGCUGGUAGAAUCGUUUGGCCUUCGGAUUCUCCAAAACCAUUCAUUCAAUUCAAUCUCAAUGAUAAUGAUGAUGGAGUUUCAUUGCUCAUUGCAGAAUCCGAUUUGGACUUCAACCAUGUCAUUGAAAAUUCACCACAAGAAGCUUCAUUGUCUCGUUCUCUUAUACCGUUUUUAGAAUCAACAGAUUCUUUUGCUUCUGUUCUCUCAAUUCAAGUAACCCUUUUUCCAGAAAGUGGUUUUUCCAUUGGUAUCAGCACACACCAUGCAGUUCUUGAUGGAAAAUCUUCAACCAUGUUCAUCAAAGCUUGGGCUUAUCUAUGCAACAAAAUCAUUAAAACCGAAGAAGAAACACCAACUUUGUUGCCAGAGUUAGAGCCUUUAUUCAAUAGAGUAAUCAUCAAAGACCGAAAUGAACUCGAAGUUACAUUAACAAAUAAUUGGAUGGACACCAUGACAAAGUUGUUUCCAAAUGAAAAAGGAAACAAAAGAUGCUUGAAGAUUCUACCUUUUGAACCAAAACUCAAAGAUUGUGUUCGUGCUACGUUCAAGCUCACACGUGAAGAUUUGAACAAGUUGAACAAAAGGGUGUUAUCUACAUGGGAAAUAUUCAACACAAAUGAAUCAAAGCCAAGGAAUUUAUCGUCAUUUGUUCUCACAUGUGCUUAUUCACUUGUUUGUAUUGCAAAAGCUUUUCAAGGAGUUGAAAAGGAGAGAAAGAAGUUUACUUUUGCUUUCACUAUAGAUUGCAGAUCAAGGUUAGAACCACCAAUACCAAAUAACUAUUUUGGAAACUGUGUAUUAGGGCAUUUCAUCAAUACACAACCCUUGGAUUUCAUAAAAGAAGAUGGUUUGAAUUUAGUUACUAAAAGUAUUUAUGAUCAAAUAAAGCUGAUAAAAGAAAAGGGUGUUUUUGAAGGAAUUAAAGAUGUGUUUGCUAAAUAUACUUGUUUGGCAAGUGAAGGAGUUGAAAUUAUAGGAGUGGCAGGGUCUAAUAGAUUUGGUGUUUAUGAGACUGAUUUUGGUUGGGGAAUGCCGGAAAAGGUGGAGAUAGUAUCGAUCGAUAGAGGUUUAACAAUUGGUUUAGCAGAGAGCAAAGAUGGCAAUGGUGGCAUUGAAAUUGGGCUUGUUCUUAAUAAGCAUGUAAUGGAUCUCUUUAGAACAUUGUUUCUUGAAGGUUUAAGCAUUGAUUGA